CUAUAAAUUGAGAUCCUCUGUCUUAAACAUCCAUGUCUUCCUUUGCUCAUUCAUGGCCUCCAUUUUCUCUAGCCCAUGGUUCUCCUUUCCUUUCAGGUCCUAAGCUUCCUAAACUUCUACCCCCCUUUUCCACUAUAUGAGGUCACUAUACAUCCCACCUCUUUCAAUGAAGCAUCUUAUCCUGUGGUGCAGCUUUACCACUGUAAAGAUGUUCAAUCUCUCUCUAAAGUAAGGGAACUUUGUCUAGUUCUCCCAAACACUUCAAAAAGACAUGGGUUCUUCUCAAGCUGGAGAAUUCUCUAGCAAAGAGCUUGAUGCCAUUGUGAAUUCGCCUGAAAAGCAGGCGGGAAGGCCUGAUUCGGUGCACCGUGUACUCGACUAUGUUGAGCCACCGGGCUUGGUGGCUGAGCUCAAGGGCUCGAUCACAGGUGCCAUCUUUGGGCCUAGUUGGGGUAGGCUUGGACCGAGAUGGUUCGUUAGGGGGCUGAGGCAGCUCUUCCCUGUACUAAGUUGGGGGAGAGAAUAUGAUCUUGGAAAGUUUAAGUGCGAUUUAAUGGCGGGUUUGACGCUUGCUAGCCUGUGUAUUCCUCAGAGCAUAGGCUAUGCUAAUUUGGCAGGACUGGAUCCUCAAUAUGGACUCUAUACCAGCUUCGUGCCGCCACUGAUCUAUGCAGCAAUGGGAAGCUCAAGAGAAAUUGCGAUCGGUCCAGUGGCCAUUGUCUCUCUCUUACUAUCCGCCAUGAUUCGAAAAACAAUAGACCCCUUAAAGGAUCCAAUUGGUUACAGAAAGAUGGUUUUCACCUCUACCUUCUUUGCUGGUAUUUUUCAAGCAGCAUUUGGGCUAUUCAGGUUGGGGUUUCUGAUAGACUUUCUAUCACAUGCUGCCAUUGUUGGGUUCAUGGGUGGUGCGGCUAUAGUGAUUGGACUCCAACAAUUGAAGGCAUUGCUUGGGAUUGCUCACUUCACAAACAAGACUGAUGUGAUCUCUGUGAUGAAGGCUGUUUGGGCCUAUGUUGAUCAUGCUGCAUGGCAUCCAUACAAUUUUCUAAUUGGGAGCUUCUUCCUAAUCCUCAUGCUAGCUGCAAGAUACAUUGGGCGGAAAAAGAAGAAACUCUUUUGGAUACCUGCAAUUGCUCCCCUGGUUUCUGUUAUUAUUUCAACUCUUGUAGUAUUCUUGACCCGGGCCGACAAGCAUGGAGUUAAUACUGUAAAGCAUAUAAAAGGUGGCAUAAACCCUAGCUCAGCAAAGCAAUUGGUAUUCACUGGGGAUCAUACCGGAGAAGCUGUAAAAAUUGGCUUGAUUUCAGCUUUGGUUGCACUCACUGAGGCCAUCGCUGUUGGCAGAUCAUUUGCAUCAUUUAAAGGUUAUAACCUUGAUGGCAAUAAGGAGAUGAUAGCCAUGGGUUUCAUGAAUACUAUCGGAUCCUUUACUUCCUGCUAUGUGGCCACAGGCUCUUUUUCUCGCACGGCUGUUAAUUUUAGUGCAGGAUGCCAAACAGCAGUGUCCAAUGUAGUGAUGUCUAUUACAGUUCUAUUGGCACUACAGCUUCUCACUCAUCUCCUCUACUUCACACCAAUGGCUAUCCUCGCAUCCAUUAUCCUUUCAUCUUUACCUGGACUCAUCGAUUUAAAGGAGGCGUACUCUAUAUGGGAGGUCGACAAACUAGACUUUCUGGUCUGCAUGGGCACGUUCUUCGGGGUUUUGUUCGCAUCGGUUGAAAUCGGCCUCAUAGUCGCGGUUUCUAUCUCUUUGUUGAAGAUCGUAUUGCACAUUGGCCGGCCAAGCAUUAGUAAACUUGGAAGGGUCCCCGGGACUGAUAUUUAUUGUAGUAUUGAACAAUACUCUCAUGUUGAAAGUGUGCCGGGUGUUUUGAUCGCAAGAGUUGAUUCAGCUUUAAUAUGUUUCUUCAAUGCAGGCUGCAUUCGAGAUAGGAUUUUGAGGAUGAUACAUGUUGAAAAGGAAAAGAUGAAUGAUCAUAUGUUUCAAGCCGUGAUAAUGGACAUGUCCAAGGUGAUGAACAGUGAUACCACGGGUAUCCGUGCUCUUGAAGAGCUCCAUGACAAACUCAACCGCAUGGACAUAAAGCUUGCACUUGCCAAUCCCGGGUGGCAAGUCAUUCACAAGUUUAAACUCAGCAAAUUUGUGGACAAAGUGGGAGAAGAAUGGAUUUUCUUUACAGUUGGUGAAGCCUUACUAACAUGUUCGGGGUUUAAGCAGCCCAUUAUAUGCUAAAUGAACUUGGGGGCAACCCUGAAGACUUACCACUUGUAUUUCAAUACAUGUUGGGACUGUCAAUAAAUAAAUCUUGUGUGCUUUCUGUGCUUAA
Molecule: messenger RNA, 2327 nt
Organism: Amborella trichopoda
Lineage: Eukaryota; Viridiplantae; Streptophyta; Magnoliopsida; Amborellales; Amborellaceae
Product: low affinity sulfate transporter 3
Biological process (GO): sulfate transmembrane transport
Cellular component (GO): membrane
Molecular function (GO): secondary active sulfate transmembrane transporter activity
Source: RefSeq, a predicted model, not a curated record